This is a messenger RNA of Pundamilia nyererei, 2100 nucleotides long. RefSeq names its product protein sprouty homolog 3. Gene Ontology annotation, cellular component: membrane; cytosol. The record is from RefSeq and is a predicted model, not a curated record. Gene Ontology annotation, biological process: negative regulation of fibroblast growth factor receptor signaling pathway; negative regulation of MAP kinase activity; animal organ development. The transcript has 2 exons. Bases 837 to 1733 code for a protein of 298 amino acids. Lineage: Eukaryota; Metazoa; Chordata; Actinopteri; Cichliformes; Cichlidae.
UCAGUCAUUCAUCUCUUGGAGAGUGGCGAGGAAACUACAGCACAAAGAGAAACACAAGAUAAAAAAUAAAGUUCUGCGAUCAGUUUCUCAAUUAAGACUUUUUUCUCAUCACCGUUUAUUUUUGCAACCAAAAGAACUGAGCUGCAGAUAUUUCACUUUGCUCCUUCCGCUCUCCGUGGAGAUAUUCCCAUUUCUCUCUCCUGCAGCAGAGGACAAUUUUCUGUCCGUGAAAACUGAGAAAAUUUACAAGCGCCAAAACUGUGCCUGCUUUUGAGACUGUGCAUCAGAAGGCUCAGUGGUAACUUGAAUGCCUUGGACAGAGAGAGUGGAGCCCUUCUUUGCUGUGUGUGUGAAAGGAAUGGUUGGGCUUUUUUGAGGAGGUGGAGGAGGAGGUGACCUCAGGAGGACAGCACCACGAUCGUGGUGCUCUGGGAAAAAGCUCCGGGAAGAGGAGGAGGAGGAGGGCGCGUCGUGCUGGGGAAGAGCAUCCUCCCAGCCUCUUUGUCACCCUCAGGCACACACCCUUAGGACAGCAGGAGUUCAGUAAUCUUAUAAAAUUAACUGGAGAGGAGAAAAUAACUCCCUGCUGUACAAUAAAGUGAGUUUAAUUAAAAUAUUUAAAAAAACUAAUAAAAAAGUACAUCAACUCAAAUUUCACAGACAUAUAGACACAUCUAUAAAUCAUACAUACACACAGACAACCAGGACGCCCCAGCUCACUGCUGCAGAAUGGAUCUCGCACCAAUCGGAGGUUUAUCUGAUGUGCCUUGAGCACCGGGAGCACUUUGCCCCAGACCCGGCUUCCAACCCUGGUGCCAUCCAGCAGGCUGACCAGGAUGGACUCUACUCAUUCCUUCAGGAUGGAGCUGGACUCAGUGCUGUCGCUUGACCAGAUACGUGCCAUUCGGGCUAACAAUGACUAUGUGGAGCGGCCCGUGGCACUGGAACCUGCAACGCAGUCUGGAUUCUUUUUGGUCCACGAUGACCGUUACCCUCACGGUGCAUACAUCCAUCACCCCCAGCCUUCCUUCCCUUCAGCCAUGUCCCGCAGCCAAAGUCAACAGCAGCACACUCAUCUUUCCCAUUUGAGCCGUUCCAGUACCAUAAGCUCUUCUAUGUCACGAACAAGUGCCACCUCAGACCAGCGGCUACUGGCAGGUUUGACACCAUCUCACUCUGGCUUAGGUUCGGUGGUCCAUUCACAGCCUAAAGGGGACCUGAAGCCUGAUUCUUUUGGUAAACGCCUGGCGGAAGAUGAGGCUGAACUCAGUCUCCAUCAGUUCAUCUGUGAGAGGUGUGGCCGCUGUAAAUGCCAAGAGUGCUGCGCCCCACGCCGCCUGCCUUCUUGCUGGGCCUGUGGACAACGCUGUCUGUGUUCUGCUGAGAAUGCCGUGGAGUAUGGCACAUGCUUGUGCUGUGUUAAAGGUUUAUUCUAUCACUGCUCUGCCCAGGAUGAUGAAGAUAAUUGUGCUGACCAGCCAUGUUCCUGUGCUCCAGCCCAUGCCUGUGCCCGCUGGAGCACAAUGGGACUGCUGGCGCUAUGUCUGCCCUGCCUUUGCUGCUACCCCCCUGCCAGGCUGUGCCUUGCUCUGUGCCGGUGUGCCCACGACCGGGCUACGCGGCCCGGCUGCAGGUGCAGCAACACCAACACUGUGUGCCGCAAGAUUUCCAAUUCCAACCCUAAUCCUUGCCAUCCCUCGCUCCGCAGCAAAGCUCUGGAGAAACCGUUAUGACAGGCUUGAAUGAGGGCCAAGUAAAUGAAUUUCCCCUCAGAUGUGGCCAAAAGCAAUGCUGUCACCAAUCAACGGUCCCUCAGUUGACAUCAUGACGACAGUGCCAUUGUGACCCAACUACCUACGUAUGACAAGCCAACCAAUCACCCAACCAACCAAACAACCAAGUUGUUCACCUAACGUACCUUUAUUUCUCCAACUCAGGAGGGACCAAAGCUUUAAUGUGCCUGCUUAUGUUGGAGAAUUAAUGCCUAUGUUGAAGAAUAAGAAGCUGUUUUGCUUUGCUGGACCGAUCCUUAAACCUUAACCAAGACACCAAGACAAAAAACAAGGCAAAACAAAACAAAAAAAACAUGCUUUCUAUGGU